This is a messenger RNA of Mangifera indica (mango), 6116 nucleotides long. Its product is annotated as DDT domain-containing protein PTM. The transcript is spliced from 9 exons. Lineage: Eukaryota; Viridiplantae; Streptophyta; Magnoliopsida; Sapindales; Anacardiaceae. Bases 463 to 5904 code for a protein of 1813 amino acids. The record is from RefSeq and is a predicted model, not a curated record.
UUCACUGUAUCAAUGUUCAAUCGGAUUCCAAAAUAGUUGGUUUUCAAUAUUUCAAUAUCCAAAAAAAAGAAAAAAUCUAAAAUUCCUCUCUCAAGUAUGAUUCACUCCUGAAAAUGGUAUUAUGCUUUUAAAAAAUAUUUCUACUAUGUAUGUUUUUGUUUUCAAAUAUUUUUAUGCUUUUGUUUUUGGAUUUCAAAUUCCAUUCCUUUUCUUACAUAGAAGAAAUAAAAAGAAAAAGGGCAGUCAAAAAGAAAGAAAUUAAUUCACAGGUUUUGAGUCGCCAUUCGCCAACGCUCAAGUUCCAAACUUCUUCACCAAUUCUUCGCACGUCAAACGAAUCAAACUGAACCCAUUUCUGUAACUCCCUAGCCUUGCCUUUUGACCCAUUUUUGUACGGAACCCUUCUAGGGUUUUUCUUGUUAUUAUUAUUUUUAAUUUCAUGAAAAACGGCAGUUAAAUUUGAUGGAGUUUAUUGGCAGAACUCUUAAGAAAGAGUUCCAAGGAUUUGGGGUUUUCACAGGCAUCGUUCAAUCUUACGAUGAGUCGUCUAAAUACUUCGAGAUCGUCUACGAGGAUGGCGAUUCGGAGGAGCUUGAUUUCGAGGAGGUGGUUUCGUUGUUGGAGAACCAUACGAUUAAAGAUAGUGAAGAAGGGUUGGUGCACGUGAAGCCGUCGCGUGUGGGUCGGAAGCCGAAGAAGCGGCGUCGUGUGGAGAGAAAGCGUGGCGACUCAGGUAAGAGUGAUGAAACCCUAGAGAAGGUUGAUUUAAAUGAUGGGUUUGUUGAUUUGAAUUUAAACGAUAGUGAUUUCAAUUUAAACAAUGACGAUUUGAAUUUGAACUGUGAAGUUAAGGGGAAACUUGAAAAGGAAUUUGGGUUUGAGAAUGGGAAUAUGGUUGUAGAUGUUGAGAUCAAAGAUGGACUUGGGUUUGAUUUGAAUGCUGGGUUUAAUUUUAAGUUAAAUGGUGGUGAAGGGUUUAAUUUGAAUUUGAGUGAUGAGGGCUUGGAGGAGAGCAUGGGUUUGGCGAAGAAAGAGACCGGGUGUAUUGAUUUGAAUUUGGAUGUGAAUGGAGAGAUUGAGGAGAGUUUGGAGGUUGUGGAGACUCAGAAGAAAGAGUAUGGUUUUGAUUUGAAUUUGGGUGUUGAUGGUGAAGUUGAAGAUGAUAGUGAUGGCGAUUGUGUGGGGAAAGUGAAGGAAUCAAUUUUAUUGGAGAGUGCAGAAGGGGGUUUUGCCAGUGAAGAGUUAAAAGAAGUUAAUGUGACUCCAGAUUUUAGUUAUGAAUUGGUUUGUGGACUUAGGAGGGAAACCAGUAGAUCGAUUGAUGAUUUUAGGUCAGCAGAUGGUUGUAAUGGAGUUCUGUUGAAGGAUGAGUCUGUGACCCCUGCCAGUACUGAAAAUGAUGGGUGCCAAGGUGAUAUGGGAAGUUCAUACAAACAAGGGACUGGUAGAAGAAAAAGAAGAAGAGUUACAGAUAACUUGAAUUCAUCUACUGAACCGGUGUUGAGAAGAAGUACACGUAGAGGAUCUGCCAAAAACAAUGUUUUUAGCUCAUCAACAAUUUGUGAUUUCAGUGAAUUGUCAUCUGCUACUGCUGGUGUGUCAAUGAUGGAGGGGUUGCCAGUUACAGUGGAUGCCAAAAGGUUUCAUGAACGUGCAGUUCUCCCUCCAAAGUUGCAAUUACCCCCUUCUUCCCAGAAUUUGGAUUUAGAUGGAAUUCUUAUACUCGAUGUUUUUUCUAUCUAUUCUUGUUUGAGAUCAUUUAGUACUCUAUUAUUUUUAAGCCCCUUUGAGUUGGAUGAUUUUGUGGCUGCACUAAAAUGCUGCUCCCCUAGUUUGUUAUUUGAUUGCAUUCAUGUUUCGAUUUUACGUAUGCUGAGGAAGCAUUUGGAGCACCUUUCGAAUGAAGGCUUUGAAUCUGCUUCUAAGUGCUUGAGGAGUCUUAACUGGAAUUUGCUGGAUUUGAUUACUUGGCCUGUUUUUAUGGUUGAAUACUUCCUCAUUCAUGAUUCAGUUGUGAAACCUAGUUUUGAUCUUACUUGCUUGAAGCUAUUUAAAAGUGACUAUUACAAACAACCAGUGUCUGUAAAAGUUGAGAUGCUUCGGUGUCUUUGUGAUGAUAUGAUUGAGGUGGAAGCCAUAAGAAUUGAGCUUAGCAGAAGAUCAUCAGGGGCUGAGCCUGACUUGGAGUUUGAUCGAAAUAUAAACAAUGAGUUUGGCAAGAAGAGGAGGGUUGUGAUGGAUAUGUCUGUUGGAUCUUGCUUGACAGAGGAGGUAAUUGAAGAUGCUAAUGACUGGAAUAGUGAUGAAUGUUGUCUCUGUAAGAUGGAUGGGAAUUUGUUGUGCUGUGAUGGUUGUCCUGCUGCAUAUCAUUCGAAGUGUGUGGGUGUUGCCAGUGAUCUUUUGCCAGAGGGCGAUUGGUUUUGCCCUGAGUGUGCACUGGACAGACAUAAGCCUUGGAUGAAACCUCGCAGAUCACUUAGAGGAGCAGAAUUGUUGGGAGUUGAUCCUCAUGGGCGGUUAUUUUAUAGCAGUUGUGGUUACUUGUUGGUGUCAGAUUCAUGUGAGGCAGAAUCCACUUUCAAUUUCUAUCACAGAUAUGAUCUAAAUGUUGUUAUUGAUGUUCUGAAGUCAUCUGAGAUCUUUUAUGGUGAAAUAAUAAGUGCAAUAUUCAAGCAGUGGGAUUUUACUAUUGGCUUUAAUGGAGUGCAUAGUAUUCAGGAUUCCCUUAACUAUAUAAAUUCAAGCAUGCAUACAAAGGCAGAAGCUCCUGAUAUUAGCAUGCCUUUGGCAUCUUCUGAAACUUGUGCAAUUAUGAGUGAGAUUAGCAAUGGUAGAAAGCCAAAAAAAAAUUUUGAUGGUGGAUAUUCUGGUCAUUGUGGCUCGGAUGCUUCUAAAUCAGUGAAUGUAAUGGAUUCAGUGACUGCAGCGGAAAGGCCAUAUAUAAGUUCGGACGGAUCUGCUGAAACCACCCAACUAAGUUCAGUCAUUCAGAAUUUUCAGAAACAAGAGCCCAGAUACUCUCUAAGAGCUGCUGAAUUCUCAAAUCAGUCUGGGAUACCUGGAAAGUCACCACCUCUUGGAGACAGUUCCCUGACAUCUACUGGUUCAGAUAUUAGACAGAAAAUUGCAUCUCCUGGCAAUAUUUCAUCUGCGAUAAACACCAGAAAAGUGGACAGACAAGUACUAUGUGAAAUUGCUUACAUGAACCACUAUAGUUUUGCUCAAACAGCUUCGUCUGUAGUGGAAGAGCUGAUGCGUAAGUCAUCAAAUGAAAUCAAAGAAGAGGUUGUAAAGUCAGAGGAGGAGGUAAUUUCGACACAGAUGAAGACCAUUUUGAAGAAAUCAGACAAAUUUUGCUGGCCAAGUAUUCAAAAUCUUAAUGUUGAUGCACAGAAAGAAAGAUGUGGGUGGUGCUUCUCUUGCAAAGUUCCAGCGGACAUGGAUUGCUUGUUUAACAUGAAUAGUGGUAAUCUUGUGGGAAGUUUGAAAAGGGAGGUGGCUGGCCUUCAAUCAAAAAGGAGCAAGAAAGGGCAUCUUGUGGAUCUCAUAAGUCAUAUUCUCUCUAUUGAAGAUCGGCUGCGUGGGCUUUUAGUAGGUCCCUGGCUGAAUCCUCAUUAUACCAAACUUUGGCGUAAAAAUGCUUUAAAGGCAGCUGAUCUAUCUUCUGUUAAACCUUUACUUCUGAUGUUAGAGUCAAAUUUGCAUCAUCUUGCACUAUCUGCAGAGUGGUUGAAACAUGUGGAUUCUUUUGCUACGUUGGGUUCGGCUUCUCAUAUUGUGCUUGCUUCAUCGCGAACCUCAAAGCAUGGAAUUGGCAGAAAAAAGUCUAGAUUCUUGGAUUCUGAGGGUAACCCUUCGUCAAAUGGCUCUGGGGGAUUGAGCUUAUGUUGGUGGAGAGGAGGCAGGGUUUCUUGUCAGCUUUUCAAUUGGAAGGUCUUGCCUCACUCCCUUGUUUCCAAGGCUGCUAGACAAGCUGGGUGUGCCAAAAUACCGGGCAUAUUGUACCCCGAGAGUUCAGAUUUUUCAAAAAGAAGCAGAAAUGUUGCCUGGAGAGCUGCGGUGGAGUCCUCAACCACAGUUGAACAGCUUGCAGUCCAGGUUAGAGAAUUUGAUUUGCACAUCCGAUGGGAUGACAUUGAAAACACACAUCCUCUCUGUGCAAUGGACAAAGAAUUUAAAAAAUCAAGUAGGCUGUUCAAGAAGGCUACUAUCCGAAGGAAGUGCAUGAAAGAAGGGGAAGGGAUAAAAUACCUUAUUGAUUUUGGCAAGAGGAGAAAUGUUCCUGACAUUGUAGUGAAACAUGGAACAAUGGUUGAAGAAUCAUCUAGUGGAAGGAAGAGAUAUUGGCUGAAGGAAUCUUAUGUACCCUUGCAUCUUUUGAAAGGUUUUGAAGAAAGAAGAAUAGCCCGUAAGUCAGCUAAGCUGAAACCUGGGAAACUUGUGGAGACUGAUAGAGCCACAAAGAAGUCUUUUAGACAAAGAGGGUUUUCAUAUCUCUUUUCAAAAGCUGAAAAAUCUGAGUAUCAUCAGUGCAGGCACUGCAACAAAGAUGUCUUAAUCAGGGAAGCGGUUAGCUGCCAGUUUUGCAAAGGAUUCUUUCAUAAGAGACAUAUCAGAAAAUUUGCUGGGACAGUUGCAGCGGAAUGUACAUAUACAUGCUACCAAUGCCAAGAUGGAACGUUAAUGAAACGUGGCAAAAUAACCGCAAAAACUGGCACAAAAAAGGGAAGAGUAAACACCAAAAGCGUGAAAGUUCAGUCUCAGAAAAGUAAAAGGGCAACCACAGAAGGCAAGUCAGUGCAACUGAAGGGCCAUAAAAAACCAGUUGGCAGGAGACCUUUACGAUCAAAAAAUGAUAAACAAAUUACUUCUGUACCAUUGCGACGUUCUACUAGAAAAAUUAAAUUUGUGUCAGUACCAAGCAAGAAGCGUGUAGGGCGUAAGAAAGGGAAACUGAAAACUAAAAAGAAGAUAUCCAGAAAACCAAAGAAGGACCCUUUUUGGCGGAAGCACAGAACACAGGCCUAUUACAGUUACUGGCUCAACGGUCUCCGGUUAUCUAGAAAGCUUGAUGAUGAACGAGUGAUGCAAUUUAGGAAGAAAAAUUAUUAUGAUUCUUCUGAAAAUUUAACUGAUGUCCUUGAUAAACCCAAUUGCUGUCUUUGUUGUGAAGCUGGAUAUACAUCUACAUCAAACUUUAUUACUUGUGAAAUUUGUGGAGAGUGGUAUCAUGGGGAUGCUUUUGGAGUUAAUGCAGAGAACAUCAAUAAGCUUAUUGGAUUUAGAUGCCAUGUGUGCCUAAUGAGGACUCCUCCUUCUUGUCCUUGUAAGUUACCGAUAGGAAGUGAUGGUUUGCAACUGGUUGAGGAACAAAUUAGUAAUGAGAUGGAAUGUUGUGAGCAUGUAUGUGAGCCUGUCCUAGCUGAGACUGAGGUGAUAUAUGACAAACAGUCUCACUCUAUUGAAGAUCUUCAAGGCUCAGUUCCAGUUGAUCAGUGCUUUCAUAAGGAAGAGGAAUUGUGUGGUAGUGUGUUGGUAUCUAGGUCUGAAGGAGAAAAAGAUCAUGCAUUUGACAGUACAGAGUUGAAUGCCUAUUCAGUUGAUGUUUCUAACGUGGAUUUUAAAGCAGGUUUACUAUUAUCCAAUGAGAAUGUUAUGUUAGAAGAAAAUACUGUCAGAGCAGCACAUGAUAACACUGUGACUUAUGAUCAGGCAGAGCCUUCUUCCUGCAAGGUUGAUCUGGAUCUAAUGGAUAUUGAAUCAGCAUUGUUACGGCAUGAGGAAAUAAAUGGUUCGGUGAAGACUCCACCCAUCUUAAAUUCUCCCAUGGAUGGAACCCAUUUGGACUUGAAGGAGUUACAUUCAGAGAUAUAUUUGACAUCAGAGGAAAGGAGAAAAAAAUAGUGUAGAUUAGAUUCAGUGUUAUCAUUUAAUUUGGUGUAGCAAGACUGCCCCUACUGUAGAGGCUAGAGUGAUUUGUAAGGCUAGAAUGAUUUGAAUGGCUAGAGGUACAUGUAAAUCUUCCUAAUAUUGUUUAAAUCCUGGCAGAAUUUUUAGGAGCACACUGGAAUGAUUCAUUUACAACUGAAAAAUAAGAUCUAAUUUGUGACCAUAAA